Molecule: messenger RNA, 768 nt
Organism: Symbiodinium natans
Lineage: Eukaryota; Dinophyceae; Suessiales; Symbiodiniaceae
Source: the annotation of a GenBank genome assembly
AUGGCAUCCAGACCCCGAUCACCGGAAGCGGAAUGCCAUGAUGGAGGGCUUCGGGCAGGCCGAGGCCGUCCGCUUCACUUUCCUCAAGUGGGCAUGACGGCCGGAAAUGAGGUGCUGAACCCUUCGACGCUGCCUCCCGGUGUGGUCAUGAACGCCCAGGUUCCCGUCUUCGCGAUCCAAGGCCCCCAAGAACAGUGGCUGCGCGAGGUGGACGAAGGGCCGGGGCCGGAGUACUUCGUCAGCGGCGGCGUCUCUGAGCGGUCCGCCUUUGCCUUCCUCCCCCUCGAGGCGGGCACCCACCGGCCUCGACCGGGGGGUGAGCUCUUGGGAGAGGAUGCCUUCUACGGAAUCUAUUACAUGGAGCGUUCAGGAGGCCAGGGCACCUGGACAUAUUGGAUGCAGGGAGACUAUCCUGUCUACAUGAUCGACCGCCAGCUGUGUCGUGCCAGCGACGAGUGCUACCCGCCUCUGCAAGUGCAGGUGGAGUUUGAUCAGUGCAAAGUCGUCAACGUGGACUUCUCUUGCGAGGAGGAGGCGAUCCUGGCGCGAUGUUCGGGGAUGGACGGCGAGACGCUGGCGGAGGUGACCCUGGAACACACCGAGACCCUCCGGGGCUUGCACAAGAAGGUCCUGCGGGAGCUGUACACGCGGCGCCCCGACACGCCAGCACGAAUUCGCCUCACCUUGUUGAACGCAAGGACAGGGCAACUGCUGUCGCCGCCCCCGCCCCGCUCCGAGCCGGACAGGAAGCUCCUCGACCUGCUUUGA